AUGACCUUUAUGCUGAUGGUAUUUGCCAUUAUCGGGUCACUCGGGUUCGGACAAAUGCACAGGUGCUUGACCUCUCGCAAAACGCAGAUUACUGUCCCUGAUAUUCAGCAAUGGUUUGUGGAUUUGUUCCGGGAGAAAUUUGGCGUGGAUGGAGAUUUUUUUGCCACGCUGGCGAAUGUCUUUAAUCGGUAUAAUUUGGAGCUGCCUGGGGACUCGCUGUUUAAGCCGAAUAUUGUCGAUAAGAACGGUUUGCUGAUUUUGAUGCCGAGUACGCGGGAUACCAUUGUUGUGGCGUCACUGCGCAAGUAA
Messenger RNA from Kickxella alabastrina, 309 nucleotides. RefSeq lists its product as uncharacterized. The coding region runs from base 1 to 309 and encodes 102 amino acids. Lineage: Eukaryota; Fungi; Kickxellomycota; Kickxellomycetes; Kickxellales; Kickxellaceae. The record is from RefSeq and is a predicted model, not a curated record. The transcript has 3 exons.